AUGUGGAUUAAAUCAAUUGUGUUGGAUGGUUUCAAAUCAUAUGCACAGAGGACCGAGAUAAAUGGUUUUGAUCCAUUGUUCAAUGCUAUAACUGGUCUCAACGGCAGUGGGAAAUCAAACAUAUUGGAUGGAAUUUGCUUCUUAUUGGGAAUAACAAAUCUAAGCAAUGUUCGUGCUGUGAAUCUGAAUGAGCUAGUUUAUAAAAAUGGACAGGGAGGCAUAACUAAGGCCACGGUGAGCAUAGUGUUUGAUAACACUAAUAAACCUCAAUCACCAUACGGAUAUAGACAUUAUGAUGAAAUAACUAUAACAAGACAGAUAUCAAUUGGCAAUCGAAACAAGUAUCUCAUAAAUGGACUUAUUGCAAACAACAACAGAGUUCAUGAUCUGUUCAAAUCAGUACAGCUGAAUGUUAACAAUCCUCACUUCCUCAUCAUGCAAGGUAGGAUCACAAAAGUUCUCAACAUGAAGCCUGAGGAGAUUUUGUCAAUGAUAGAAGAAGCGACGGGCACCAAGUUGUAUGACAACAAGAGGGACGAAGCCAGUAAGGUCAUGGAGAAGAAGAACGUCCAUCUUUUGGAAAUUGAUACCAAUUUAAAUGAAGAAAUAAAUCCUAAAGUUCUGAAAUUAAAGGAAGAGAAGGCAUCAUAUCUGGAAUAUCAAAAAAUUAUUCGUCAAUUGGAACAUUUAAAUAAAUUCCACAUAGCAUACAAGUUUUUUGGGGCAGAGGCAUGUUCAGAUUUUGUUGAACUUAGCAAAAAAUCAGUGGAAGACCAUUUGCAGCUCUUAAAGACUUUGAAUGAUUCGAAGAAGGAGGUUGCUUGCGGAGAUGAAAGUUUGAAAUUGUUGUCCACAGUUAUAGCUUCUUUGGAAAAAAAGAGAGAUGAGGAAGCCGGCGGCUUGUUGAGUACGCUGCAAAAGGCUCAUGAAGAGGCAAAAAAUGCACUGACCAUCAACAGCAGUCAUCUCAAUGCAAGUAAGAAUCAACUCACGUCUGAAACCAACAAACUCGAAAAACUCAAACGACAGCAACAUGCAGAUAAGACGAGUUUGAAGUUAAAAAAGGAAGCUGUCACAAAACUGGAGUUUGAAUUAAAUGUUCUAAAAGAGAAGAACGAGGCAUUAAAGAAUUCACAUAAGAGCGCCAUUGACCACCUGAAAGCUGUUAAAGUGGGAUUGGCAGGUGUUGACAAUGGUAAAGAUGCCACUGUCAACGAACAGCUAAGAAGUUGCAAGGUUAACAUCAGUAACAUAGAAACAAUGUUAGAAGAGACAAAGAUAAGGGUUGAGUUGAAAAAAUUGAAUUAUGAAGAUGGUUUAGAGGAAAAGUUGGGAGCAGAACAUAGAAGACUUGAAAUGGAAGUGAUGCGAAUCAGUGAACGGAUUAACAGCCUUGAAGCAAGAUUUCAUCAGCUGUCGUUUGAUUAUCACGAUCCGGAAUCAAAUUUCAAUAGAACUUCGGUGAAGGGUCCGGUGGCAAUGUUGAUGAAUGUGAAGGAUCAAAAAUAUGCGACUGCUCUUGAAGUUGUGGCUGGUGGAAAGUUGUAUCAUAUAGUUGUUGACACAGAACAGACCAGCAAGAAGUUACUGGACAAAGGACAGUUGAAAAGAAGAGUCACCUUCAUUCCUCUUAACAAAAUUGCUGGUUCUAAAAUAUCCGCUGACGUUCUUAGGAGGGCCGAAUGUCUGGUUGGAAAAGAGAAUGUAAGAACUGCCCUUUCACUGGUGGAAUAUGAAAAUGAACUGGAAGCAGCUAUGGCGUAUGUUUUUGGAACAAGUUUUAUCUGCACCGACAUGGAGUCAGCCAAAAGAGUGACCUUCGAUGAAGAUAUCAUGAUGAGGUCAGUCACACUGGCUGGCGACUCUUUCGAUCCUGCUGGUAUUGCAUCAGGAGAUGUGAUGAACGAACAAAUGGUCAGUGGAGAAGACAGGAAGAAGAUGCUGUUGAAACAGAUUGAAGAGCUAGAAGACAUAUUGAAAAAUAAAGAUGCCCACAUGGAACAGCAAGUUAAGAAGGCUCAAGAUGAUUUGGAUAGCAUCACUCACCGCUAUGAGGCUUCAAAUAACUUUCUGAAAAUCAAAGAACAAGAAUUUAAUGUAAUGAAAUUGGAGCUUGUUGAUUUGGAUAAAGAGCAUGUGGACUUGAUGGAUCAGAUAAAUUCAACAAGUGAGUCCAUCAAGAAGUUGGAAGAACAAGUCACACAACAAGAGGCGGAGGUUCUACGCGCCCAGGUGCAACUAAUGACUAAUAAUUAUAACAAGGAUAUUGAAGCAAAGCAGUUGGAGCAGCAUGAAUUAGUUAAAAAUAAAAAAAAGCUCCUUCUUCAAAUAGAAGAUAUGCAACAUAAAAUAACUCAAGCCAACAAAGUUGCAAAGGAUGCCCAAAAAAAGGUUGAACAAAUGUUAAAAGAGCAUGCUUGGAUUGCUGAGGAGAGGAAUCUUUUCAAUGUUGCCAACACUGUAUACGAUUUCAAUGCAAACAACCCUAAUGAAGCCUCAAAAAAAAUUAAUAAAUUGCAAGACAUGAAGGAGAAGCUGUCCAAGACUGUGAACAUGAGGGCUAUGAGUAUGCUGAACAAAGCAGAAGAACAGCAAAGAGAUCUUAUGCAAAAACGACCAGUUGUCCUGUCAAAUCGAGCUCAAAUUGAAAAACUUAUCACCAAGUUGGACAACGAAAAAGAUAAAGCACUUAAAUUAGCUUUUGCACAAGUUAACGAGGACUUUGGAUCAAUUUUUUCAACUCUUUUGCCCGGAGCAUCAGCCAAAUUAAUUGCCACCGAAGAGAAUGGAAUUCUUUGCGGUGUUGAGUUUAGAGUUGGGUUUGGUAAUGUUUGGAAAGAAUCAUUGAGUGAAUUGUCUGGAGGACAAAGAUCUUUGGUGGCUCUCUCAUUGAUUCUUGCUCUUCUGUUAUUCAAGCCAGCACCAUUGUACAUACUUGAUGAGGUGGAUGCGGCCCUAGAUUUGUCACAUACUCAAAACAUUGGUCAAAUGCUUAAGGCCCAUUUCAAGCAUUCUCAAUUCAUCAUUGUCUCCCUGAAAGAUAGCAUGUUUAAUAAUGCUAAUGUGCUUUUCAAGACUAAAUUUGUCGAUGGCGUCUCAACGAUAACCAGGCACACGCAAGAAAACAAUGGUAAGAGCAGUUCAGAGCCCGUACAAAAGAAGAAAAUUUGA
This is a messenger RNA of Helobdella robusta, 3171 nucleotides long. RefSeq lists its product as hypothetical. The record is from RefSeq and is a predicted model, not a curated record. The transcript has 24 exons. Gene Ontology annotation, biological process: chromosome organization. Gene Ontology annotation, cellular component: chromosome. Lineage: Eukaryota; Metazoa; Annelida; Clitellata; Rhynchobdellida; Glossiphoniidae. The coding region runs from base 1 to 3171 and encodes 1056 amino acids. Gene Ontology annotation, molecular function: protein binding; ATP binding; ATP hydrolysis activity.